GAUCAACACCACAGGCUGUGUAUCAUGGUUAAUAUGUAACACUGAGAGCACACUUGCACUUUGGUUCCCCAAAUACUAGAUGCUGUUUUCAGACGUAAUCUUGCCCAAGCUGGAUGGUUGUGCACCAAGACCUUCCUCAUUACAAAUUAUGGUGGUAAACAAAAUUAAGAUGGGAUUUAUUUUUAUUCUAACCUACAUGUGCUUCCUCGCUCCUGUCUACCAAGCACAACCUCAAAGCGUCACCAUUUCGGAUCUCUCCUCUAAAAAUAUGGACUUUGCGCUGAAACUUUACGAGGAAAUAUCUGGUUAUCACGACGACAACAUCUUCUUCUCACCUCUGAGCAUCUCCACUAGUUUUGCUGCCUUCUUAAUGGCAACUGGUGGUGAGACACGUCAAGAAAUACUUCGGGGAUUCAAACUGGAGCAGCUGGAGAGGGCAGACCAGCCAGAGCUUAUUCCACUACUGUUCCAGCUCCUUCAUGAGAACAUCACGCACAAUGGAUCGCUGAAACUGGACCAAAACAUGGCCCUCUUUGUGCGCCAGGGGUUUGACAUAGAGAAGACGUUUGAGAACCAAAUCAAGAAGUUUUUUUAUGCGGACAUCAGAAGCGUAAACUUUAACAACACAAAGGAGAGUGUCAGAUACAUCAAUGAGUAUAUAAGGCAAAAGACUGAGGAUAAAGUGAGAGACAUGAUGUCAACACUUCAUGCAGCGACUCAACUCAUGUUAAUCAACACGAUUUUCUUCCAGGGAAGCUGGAAGACACCUUUCAAUGCCAACUACACAGGAAAUGCACCCUUCUACAUUGACAACUAUAAUAUUGUGCAAGUGCCCAUGAUGUUUAUAGAGGAUAGGUUCUACAUGAUGGAAGAUGUUACUCUUGGUGCCAAAGUCCUGAAGAUGUCAUACCAGGAAGGUGUUUCCAUGCUUAUCCUGCUACCUGACAAAGGUAUCGACUACACCGUUAUUGAUGACGAGAUCACUACUGAGAGGUUUCUUAACUGGAUCAAACACCUGCGAAAAAUGAAACUGGAGGUCAAUUUGCCCAAAUUCAAGAUGGAGAAGUCAUAUUCCCUGCACAAUCUUCUACCACAUAUGGGGGUUGCCGGUAUCUUCAGUGAUUCAGCCAAUUUGACAAGGCUGAGUAAGGACAGAGGCAUCAAAUUGUCAGAGGUGCUGCACAAGGCUGUGAUUGAGGUGGAUGAGAAAGGGACCACCGCAGCAGCUGUCACAACAUCUGGCAUCAUUCCAUAUUCCUUACCCAGGAGCUUCGUCGUCAACAGACCAUUUUUCUUCUUCAUAUACCACGAAGACACAAAAUGUCUGCUGUUCAUGGGCAGGGUGAUUGACCCCACCAAAAACUAACGGUCAUGACUUAGAGGUUAGAAGUGUUUACACAUGACAUUGUGUUUAUUCUGGCUUCUAAAAGGCUAUUUUGAUGUAUAUUAUAAUCUCAAAUUUGGUUAGAGAUGCUUUUGUUGUUUUUUUGAAAGCCUACAUAUAUUUGAUCCAUAUAAAUAAAAACUUUACAACAACA
This is a messenger RNA of Scomber japonicus (chub mackerel), 1538 nucleotides long. RefSeq names its product serpin peptidase inhibitor, clade A (alpha-1 antiproteinase, antitrypsin), member 10b (gene serpina10b). Bases 80 to 1366 code for a protein of 428 amino acids. The transcript has 5 exons. The record is from RefSeq and is a predicted model, not a curated record. Gene Ontology annotation, biological process: blood coagulation; negative regulation of endopeptidase activity. Gene Ontology annotation, molecular function: serine-type endopeptidase inhibitor activity. Lineage: Eukaryota; Metazoa; Chordata; Actinopteri; Scombriformes; Scombridae.